Molecule: messenger RNA, 786 nt
Organism: Penicillium angulare
Lineage: Eukaryota; Fungi; Ascomycota; Eurotiomycetes; Eurotiales; Aspergillaceae
Product: fungal specific transcription factor domain-containing protein
Exons: 1
Coding region: 1-786 (261 amino acids)
Source: RefSeq, a predicted model, not a curated record
AUGCUUAUUCUCAUAUAUCGGCCGUUUUUCGCCUGGUCAAGACAUGAACGUCUGAAAGAUCACCCUCUUGCUCAUCGAGCGCAGCAGGUCUGCACAGAAGAAGCUACCAAAGUAAACGAACAUUUUCGGCGCUACGGGCAGACAUUCAACUUCCAAAAUCAAACGUACCUCGCGUCUUAUUGUGUCUAUACGGCUGCCACGGUUGACAUUCAACAGAUUCGACAUGAAGAUACCUAUUUAGCUACAGCAGCGGCGACUCGCCUCUCGGUAACGCUCAAGAUGCUCGAAUCAGAGGCCAGACAGACCCCUGGUAUUAAGAGAAGCAUUGAUAUCAUCAAAUCGCACCUCACACGGCAACAGGAAAGCGAAACAAACCCAGAUCCCCAUUCCUUCUCACCUGGCGGAACCAGGGUCAAGCUGGAAACCAUCCCUCAACCCCUUUCGUUACAGAUACCAAACUAUUCAAAUGCGACAUAUACACUCGACUCAGGAUUGGAAACCGCUUCGCCACACAGCCAACUAGAAGGCCCACUCUGCCAAUUUCCUCGAAAUACCGUAAGGGCACCAGGUCGAUUGCAGCUGCAUCCUGAAAUGAGACACCCCGGACAAACUCAGCGGUUUUCGGAACAUGUCCCAGAGGAAAAUAUUGGCAGCUUGAUGACGCAAGCCAUGGACGUCGAUACGAUUUGGACUGAUUGGGGAUUUUUUAACGCGGGCGGCGGGUUUGUUCAAGAUAACCGUGGGUGGGCACCGUUCGACUCAACAAAUAACUUCAAUAUACAUUAG